Molecule: messenger RNA, 4791 nt
Organism: Larimichthys crocea (large yellow croaker)
Lineage: Eukaryota; Metazoa; Chordata; Actinopteri; Sciaenidae
Gene: sipa1
Product: signal-induced proliferation-associated 1
Exons: 16
Coding region: 692-4465 (1257 amino acids)
Biological process (GO): regulation of small GTPase mediated signal transduction
Cellular component (GO): cytoplasm
Molecular function (GO): GTPase activator activity
Source: RefSeq, a predicted model, not a curated record
GCGUCGCGUCGGGCAGAAAAAGGGAAGCAGACUUCUUCUGUUUGGCACAGAGAUGUUUCCUUGAACGAGUCCGAACCCCCUCGUGAUGUCUCCUAAACAACGUCAGAUGGUUUUUAUUGUUUGAACGCCGUCGCAGGAAGCUGUGUGUGUUUGUGUUUUUGUGUGUUUGUGUGUGAGACAUUUAUUCCUCUUGUAUGUUGGCACUCCGUCAGGAAGCCCCCCCCCUCCUGUCCUUUGUUAAUGCUGUGCAUUGUGAGCGUGUGCAGUGGCGUGGAUGUGGCGAGUCAGACGUGGAACUAUUUUGGGAAACUUUGGAGCGGAAAGUGUGUAAAGGAAAGAAUAAUAAUGAAAACACGCGGAGGUGGAUCGAAGGAUCGGACCGACAGGGACGCAGCGAGCACUGAAGAGUGCAGACGGACGGAUGCCAUGUUAGCCGGGCUGAGAGAGGACACACAUUCAGGCUCCAGUGAUGAUCAACCAACACACACAUCUGCACAUCUGGACGGACACACAGCUGCACGAUCGCCUUCAUUUCCACCUGAGAACUCGCUGACGGAGGUGUGAAUGAGGACUGGAUCCGCUCUUUCAUCUUUGUUUCACACCAGCACCACAGAGACCAGGACCCGGAGUCCUGCCCGGAGCAGCAGAGCACUCUAAAGACCGUUGGACUGGCGUCGGGCUCUCAGGCACCAUGCAGUCAGACGACCUCUUCAUCCGCAAGUUUCGCCGGCAGAACAUGCGGCCGCCCGUUGCCACCGUCAACUUUGAGUCCAAGCGGGAGGCGGGGGUGGUGGAGUGGCCCCCGAGGAGGGAGGGCGACGGAGCCGACGGAGACAGCCUCACCCCGAGCCGCGUGGGGCUGAACCUGAGGUCGGUGGGCCGAGGCCACAUCAUGCAGAGGAGUAACAGCGACGUGACUUUAGGAGAUCUGGACUCAUCCGGGAAGGCGGGCGGUAAGACGGCUCGGGCGGCGGGCGAGAAGGCAGGCGCCGGGUCUCAGGGCGACUCUGGCCUGCUGCUCCACAGAGAGUAUGGCAGUCUGUCCUCACUGGAGAGACAGACUCAGGCCCAGGAGGCGAGCACAGACGAGCAGGGACCACUGAGUCCGAACGCCCUCCGCUUCAAAGACCCAUUCUUACUGUUAGGACUGCAGGAGAACCUUCCAGAACCCGACGGCUUCUUCAGAGGUCUGUCUGUCUCUGCAGGAGACUCCCCAAAACCUGCCAAGCCGCCUAAACCUGAAGGUCUGAGCAAGAAGAGCAAACCGGUGCCCCCUCUGAUCCCUCAGCCGGGUCCGUAUGACAACAUCGGGGGCGGCGCCUGGGUGAGGAACUUUGCCCACUACGACGUUCAGAGCAUCCUGUUCGACCUCACCGAGGCGGCCACGAACAGAGACAGCAUCGGACGCAAAAAGAACAUCACCUCGGGGGCGUCGGCCGCCUCCCAGCUGCGCCCGCUCUCCCAGGCCACGCCCUCCUCGCCCGCACAGGGUGGGGGAGGCAACGGGGGCAACGCCGACGACCCCGAGCAGUCGCUGCUCGACGAAGGCGACGGCAACGAUAACGAGCUGCUGCUCAGCUGCCCGCACUUCCGCAACGAGACGGGGGGCGAGGUGCAGGUCGGUCUGGAUCGAUCUCAGGGGAGGCGUGGGCUGUGGUCCAGCCUGCGGACCCCCAACGAUGCGGUGUCGGUCCUGGAGGAGCCUCGAGAGAGUCACGUCCAGCAGCAGGGCAAGAGCAACUACUUCAUCGAGCACGCCGACCUCGGAGCGCAUUACUAUCGCAAAUAUUUCUACAUGAAAGAGCAUCAGAACUUCUUCGGCAUGGACGACCGCCUCGGCCCGGUGGCCAUCAGUUUCCGCCGCGAGGAGAAAGAAGGAUCGAGUGGAGCUCAGUACAACUGCAGAAUCAUCUUUCGCACCACAGAGAUGAAGACCCUGCGAGGAUCCAUCCUGGAGGAGUCGGUGCCGUCUGCCGCUCGCCACACGACCCCUCGAGGCCUUUCCCCCAAGAGGCUGCUGGAGUUCAUCAUGCCCGAGCUGAACCUGCACUGCCUCCGCCUCGCCUCCAACUCCCCGAAGGUCCGCGACACCCUGCUGAAGCUGGACGAACAGGGGCUGAACUUCCAGAGAAAGGUCGGGGUGAUGUACUGCCGGGCCGGGCAGAGCUCAGAGGAAGACAUGUACAAUAACGAGAGCUCGGGCCCGGCGUUCGAGGAGUUCCUGGACCUGCUCGGCGAGCGCGUCCGCCUGAAGGGCUGGGAGAAAUACCGAGCUCAGCUGGACAACAAGACGGACUCUACGGGGACGCACUCUCUCUACACGCGUUACCAGGACUAUGAGAUCAUGUUCCACGUGUCCACCAUGCUGCCCUACACGGCCAACAACACUCAGCAGCUGUUGAGGAAGCGUCACAUCGGUAACGACAUCGUGACGAUCGUGUUCCAGGAGCCGGGCGCGCUGCCGUUCACGCCAAAGUCCAUCCGCUCGCAUUUCCAGCACGUCUUCAUCAUCGUCCAGGUCCACGAGCCCUGCAGCGACAAGACCUACUACAGGGUGGCGGUGACUCGCUCUAAAGACAUGCCGUUAUUCGGCCCGCUGUUCCCGAAAGGCGCACGCUUCCCGCGCUCGCCCGCCUUCAGAGACUUCCUGCUGGCGAAGGCGGUGAACGCAGAAAACGCCGCCGAGAAGUCGGAGAAGUUUCGCUCCAUGGCGACCCGAACGCGGCAGGAAUACCUGAAGGACCUGGCCGAAAACUACGUCACCACCACCCCUAUCGACUCCUCCACCAAGUUCCCGCUGCUGUCUCUGGGAGGGAAACGCAAGGACAAGCUGAAGGGCGCCAAAGGGGUGGAGCUGCACAGCGCCGGGGCGCUGGUGUGGGCCGUGAUGGUCAACGGCGGAGACGAAGGAGAGGCGGGAGAGCUCCGGCUGCCCUGCCUGCUCGGGGUGUCGGCGGAGUCGGUGGUGCUCAUCGAGCGCUGCACGCGCAGGGUGGUGUUCAACUGCUCCUGCAGGGAUGUCAUUGGCUGGAAGGCGGUGACGGAGGCUAAAGAGGGCGGGCCCUGCCUCGACAUCUUCUACGAGCGCGGGGAGUCGGUGUCGAUCAGCGUGAUGGAGAGCCAGGCGGAGGAUAUACGGGAGGUGGUGCAGAGGCUGGAGCUCGUCACCCGGGGCUGUGAGGCCUUCGAGGUCACCCCCCUGCGUGACGGCGUCGGCCAGCCCGGCUUCCUCAUGAACGAGGAGGGCUUCGUGACGGAGCUGCAGCGGUUCUGCUACGCCGAGAGCGGAGGCCUGCAGCUGUGGGCUCGGGUGGUGCGGCUGUGCGGACACUCGCUGGUUCACCUGAGUCCUGACGAGAGGACCAGGCUGCUCCGCACCGCCCACAAGAUCCACAUCACCGUCAUCCCGCCGGACGAGAACGGGAAGCCUCGCAGAAGUUUCUCCGAGCUGUACCAGAAAGCCAUCAAGGACGCCGAGUGUAAGCCCGGAGAGGAUCGGUCCGGAGAGGCCUGGGUGCUGGACGAGAGGGAAGAAGAAGAAGACGAGGAGGACGAGGAGGAGGAGGAGGAGACGUUGGUGGUGGAGGAGGACAAGCUGAAGGCGGGCGGUGUCAUCGAAGCAGAUCUGACGGAGGUGCAGGUGGAGGCCGAAGAGGGCGACGACGGCGAGAGAAGCCGCAGCUCGCUGCUCACGGCGCUCAGCUUACCUUUGUUACGGGCCACGUCUCUGCAGGAGCAACCGGCCAAUCAGAGCCAAGAAGGCAGCGCCCCGCAGCUCACACGGAGCUGCUCAUUGGAGAGACGGCCGUCCAUCCGAGACACGCACGUGUACGACAACGUGGUGCUGAAGGGGGAACGCCACAUCUACGAGAACGUGGGCGAGCUGCGAGACGCCACGCCCGACCUGAUCCUGGCCGUCAAACCGAAGCUUCCCCUGGAGGACGAGCAGUUCAUGGCCGCCGAGUUCGGCGACGACAAAGCUUCGGCGAGCGACUCGACUUCACGGCUGUCGUGUGUCGACCGAGCUGAAAGAAACUCACGAGCGCUCAGUCUGCAUAACUCCAUCACCAAGAUCCUCUCAGAGACAACAGACUCCACAGAGGAGGAGUGGCAGUCCAUCGCCGACCUCGCCACCGCCUGCCGCAGCAUCCUGGAGGCGCUGUCGCGAGAAGACCGAAAAGCUGGAGACUCGUCGCAGGCUGGAGAUCAGACGGACAGCAAGCUGAAGGACUCGAAGGACAGUGACUCUCCAGGCCACCUGGAGGAGAAGGUGUCGCAGCUGGAAGCCAUGCUGAGGAAGCUGCAGGAUGACCUGCAAAAGGAGAAAGAGGACAAGGCGGUGCUGCAGGCCGAGGUGCAGAGCCUCAGGCAGAACAACCAGCGGCUGCAGGAGGAGUCUCAGAGCACGGUGGCUCGCCUCAUCAAAGUCACCGAGCUGCUGUGCAACGUCAACAAGCCCUGUUAGCCUCCACGCCAACGCCACAAACGCACAAACUGCACAGACACAAAUCAGCAGAGAAAGAUGCAAAGCGUUACUCUGCAAACACACACACGAUGCCACCGUCUGAUCCUGGAGCUGCCCAUCGGUGAGGGAGUAUGCAAGACUCUAACAUGCCUUCAUGGACUGACAGCAGAGUGUGUGUGUGUGUGUGUGUGUGUGUGUGUGUGUGUGUGCGUGCAUCUCUUUACUGUAACUUGCUUCAAUACUUGACAAACUGAGCUGAAGAACACUUGCAUCAAAAAAAGUGUCAGUGAAGACUGAGACCCGUCCAGCAUGUUCGCUGUCUGAUC